Molecule: messenger RNA, 6233 nt
Organism: Lemur catta (Ring-tailed lemur)
Lineage: Eukaryota; Metazoa; Chordata; Mammalia; Primates; Lemuridae
Gene: MEGF9
Product: multiple EGF like domains 9
Exons: 6
Coding region: 121-1905 (594 amino acids)
Biological process (GO): axon guidance
Cellular component (GO): basement membrane
Molecular function (GO): extracellular matrix structural constituent
Source: RefSeq, a predicted model, not a curated record
GGGGCCGGCCGCCUGUCAGAGGGAGGUGGCGAUGGUGAUCCCGGUGGCGGCGGCGGCGGCUGCUUCCUCGGUCGGGUUGCAGUGGGGAGAAGAUGACUGACCAACCGACUGGCUGAAUGAAUGAAUGGCGGAGCCGAGCGCGCCAUGAGGAGCCUGCCGAGCCUGGGCGGCCUCGCCCUGUUGUACUGCGCCGCCGCCGCCGCUGCCUCAGCCGUCUCGGCGGAGAAUGUCACCGGUGGCGGCGGGGCCGCGGGGCAGGUGGACGCGUCGCCGGGCCCGGGGCUGCGGGGCGAACCCAGCUAUACUUUCCCUAAGGCGACGGCUCCCACGGCCCAGGCCCGGAGGACUGGACCCCCGCGCGCUACCGCCCGCCGACCCCUGGCUGCGAGCUCUUCAACCCAGUCUCUGGAGACCACCCCUCUUCGGGAGACAGCCGGACCUGCUUCGACCACCCUUCAGGCGCCGCUCGGCCCCUCGCCGACCACCCCUCCCGCGGGGGAACGCACUUCGGCCACCCCUCCGGCGCCGACCAGACCUGCGCCGACCACCCUUUCGACGACCACUGGCCCGGCGCCGACCACCCCUGUAGCCAGCACUGUUCCGGCACCCACCACUCCCCGGACCCCGACCCCCGUUCUUCCCAGCAGCAGCAGCGUCCUGCCCACCCCACCUGCCACCAAGGCCCCCUCUCCGCCUCCCCCAGAGUAUAUAUGUAACUGCUCUGCAGUUGGAAGCCUGGAUGUGAAUCGCUGCAACCAGACCACAGGGCAGUGUGAGUGUCAGCCAGGUUAUCAGGGGCUUCUCUGUGAAACCUGCAAGGAGGGCUUUUACCUGAAUCACACUUCUGGUCUCUGUCUGCCAUGUGACUGUAGUCCACAUGGAGCCCUCAGCAUCCUGUGCAACAGUUCUGGAAAAUGCCAGUGCAAAGUGGGUGUCAUUGGCUCUUCAUGUGACCAAUGCCAAGAUGGAUAUUUUGGCUUUAGCGAGAAUGGCUGCUUUCCCUGCCAGUGCAAUAAUCGGUCCACCAGUUGUGAUGCCCUCACAGGUGCUUGUUUAAACUGCCAGGAAAAUAGCAAAGGAAAUCACUGUGAGAAAUGUAAAGAAGGAUUUUAUCAGAGUCCUGAUGCCACUAAAGACUGUCUUCGCUGUCCUUGUUCAGCAGUGACUUCUACAGGCAGUUGCAGCAUAAAAUCGGAUAAAUUGGAACCUGAAUGUGACCAGUGUAAAGAUGGUUACAUAGGCCAGAACUGCAAUACAUGUCAAAAUGGCUAUUACAAUUUUGACAGCAUCUGUAGAAAGUGCCAAUGUCAUGGCCACGUGGACCCAGAUAAAACUCCAAAGAUUUGCAAGCCCGAGAGUGGUGAAUGCAUCAACUGCCUCCAUAACACCACUGGGUUUUCGUGUGAAAACUGCCUAGAAGGUUAUGUUCAAGACCUCGAGGGAAAUUGCAUCAAGAAAGAAGUUAUUGUUCCAACACCCGAAGGUUCUACCAUUUUGGUUUCCAAUGCCUCUUUGACCACAUCAAUGCCCAUCCCUAUUAUAAAUAGUACAUUUUCCCCCACAACCCUGCAGACUAUCUUAAGCACUUCUGAAAACAGCACUUCAGCUUUAGCUGAUGUAUCAUGGACCCAGUUUAACAUCAUCAUUUUGACAGUCAUCAUCAUUGUGGUGGUGCUGCUAAUGGGAUUUGUAGGGGCUGUAUAUAUGUACCGUGAGUAUCAAAACCGGAAACUCAAUGCCCCCUUUUGGACCAUCGAGCUGAAAGAAGACAAUAUCAGUUUCAGCAGCUACCAUGACAGCAUUCCCAAUGCAGAUGUGUCGGGAUUGUUGGAAGAUGAUGGCAAUGAAGUGGCUCCCAAUGGGCAACUGACCCUGACAACACCCAUACAUAACUACAAAGCCUAAGGAGCUGGAACUAUUCUCCUGGAUUGUUAAACCACAGUGCUUACUAAGACAGCACCAGCUCCUGGGCCAGACAAAACCUGGGUAGAGUUUGCUGAGACAACAAAGGCAAAUAGUGCACCAGAAAUUUUCAGGUACAAAUUUGUAACGCGCUUAGCCUAUCUAUUGCUCUUAGUUUUCCCAUGAAGAUCUGAAGCAUUCAUUGUCGUUAAGGACUUGAAGUAAAGUAUAUUUUUGUACCAAACCACAUAGGAAUAAGGAAAGGCUGAACCCCAUAGUGCAGCCCAAAUCCACUUUGACCUCCAGAUAGACUCCUGGGGAAGUGUUCACCAAACCAAUGGUAACAACAUGAUGGAGGGAAAGGACUGCUGGAAGACUUCAUCUCCAUUCCUGAAAUACCUUUUUUUAAAAGGAGGGUCAGGAAUUGUAUACAUUUUACUGUACUAAAAGACAUCAUUGAGGAAAAGCUGGGGUCUAGGCUGUAUUACAAUAAGCAGUCUUGAUUGUUUGUAGAAUAGGGGUAGAAAAGUCCCAGGAAGAUCUUCAGAGGGGCUUGAUUUUUCCUCCCAGGAUUCUUGCUCAGUGAUGAGAUUAAAGCACAGGAUAAGCUUCUAAUGGUAGAGGAAGGCAGCACUGGGAGCAGGAAGCUGAUGGUCCUCCUCAGGGUCUCAGUGUAAAUGAUAAAUUGUCUAAAAAGAAAGAAUAUUCCUGCCUCUGGAGAAAUAAGGUGUACAUAGUUAAUGUAGCAUAUCUGGUCAACAUUGUAUCUAUUUGUAAAAAAAAUCAUGUCAUAUUUUAUCAUCUGGAAUUUAUUUGUACAGCAGUUAAUGGAGUUGUAAAAAGAAAAUAUGGGGGUUGAUUAAAAUACUGUAAAAUAGUUGGCAAUAUUGCUAGAGCUGGGACUCUGGUGAGCAUCAGUCAUUUUUAGUCCCUCUUUGGACACUGUUAAAAUUUAUAAGAGGUUGAAUGUUUGUAAUCUUUCUUUCCUUUCUCAAUCUAAAAGUAGAGUUAUAUGCUCUUUGACUUACCAUAGAUUGAAGCAAUAGAUUUUGAAGUCAAUAAUUGUUAAGCUGGGACACAGGCUGAAUUCUCCACAAUACUCAUCUAAUUAGACACUAUCCAUGCUAUAUAGAUUUACAUUAGUAUAAAACAUACCCUCAUUAAAAUUUUUUUUUUCCUGAAUGUAAAAGAUAGUCUUCCAAAGGAUAGGAAUAUUUUAGUUCCAAAAGAAAAGCCAUCCUCAUUCACUUGGAAUCUCUAGUUUUUGUGCCUGUGAAAUAUUGAUAUCCCUCCAUAAAAAAAAACCUACAUUUGAACAUAACCUGUCAUUCACUGCCGUGAGGUAUGUGCCAUCUCCCUGCAGUGCUAUAGUUCUCCCAUCUCCUUGUCUAGUUAGAGGUUAGCUCUGUUGUUGGGUGUGUUUAGUUAGUCCUUGCUUUUAGAUGCAGUUUUUUUCCUAGAGGCCAACUACUGUUGCUCUCAUUUAUUAUCAUAUUAACAGACUGUGGAUUAAACAAGCCAGAAAAAGUGGUCAGAAGUCAAAUAUAGAUACUUAUUAGGAGGAACAGCAAACUGUGAAGUGGUUAGAAAAAAGCGAAGACUUCCUAUUAGAUUAGAUUUAGGAAAUCCAAUUUGACCCCUUUGCCUAACUUCCCUAGAGAAAAACCUAGAAUUUGGUCUUCCCUUUACAGGAGACCCCUAAGUUGUUCUCAGGGUUUGGAGAUGAUGUUCUCAAGGAUGUACAGGCAAAUAAUCUAUUUCUGGUAACCUGAGGGUGCUCUGUUUAUUUGGCCAUUGCUCUUAAGAGUAGAGGUUACAUUACAUUAUAUUAAAAUUAUUUAAUAUUUCUUUAACCUUGUGUAGUUUGCAAAGCACUUUUUCAAAUGUAUGUCCUUUGAUAGCCCCCUGAGGAAGUAAUUGUUCUCCGCUUUUUAUAGAUGAGGAAACUGAGGCAGAGGGGCUAAUUGUCUUGUUCAAGGCUACACAAUGUAUGUCCUUAUUAGGCUUGGAAUCAGGAUGUCUAACUCUAAAGCACAUGUUCUUUCGACUAUAUACUAAUGCAGAAAUUGCCUAGCCAUGGACACAAGAAGGCUGGGAGGAAGAGUCCCACUGUGGAUGUUCCUAAUUUUUUUAAGUACCAGGUGCAGUCCGGGGCCAUACGCUAUGAAGGACUUAGUGGAAAGAACACAGGAAGAUUGCCAUCUGAAGCCAGUAUUAGUGAUAAGCAAACAAAACUGCCAGUCUGUGCGUCAUUAAAGUGAACUAAUCUCUCCAAGCAGGAAAGGAAAACUGGCUUUCCCCAGCAGUUGCUGCAUAUGUGGGUACAGACCGUGCACAAUUCUAAGGAACUGGGCAAAGUGGCAUACCUGCCUUCCUCCCACAUACCCCUCCCCUCAGGAAAAAGAAAAGGCCAGGAUUGAGGAUAGUGAGAAAUAAACAUUUGUUAAACAGAAGUUAACCCAAUAGAAGAAGGAAUGUCUGUUGGAGCUUAAGAGCCAAAGCCAAAUAGUGAGGAUUCUGGCCAUGGAGGAACUCCUUAAAAUAGACCUUAAAAGGUAUUGCAAAAAUUGAAUCACAAAAAAUAUUUACCUGUAAAUACUUUUUAACAGCUCCUAGGUCAUGUUCUUAAUUUUUCCUAAUGAAAAAAAGUCUUAAAAUUUGUUUUAAAUAAUAUCCUUUAGUGUCACCAGCUUUUUGCUGGUGGAAAUAAUUUUGCUUUAAAAUAUAAAUCAAUCAUGAAGUGAUCUACCACUGAAAUCAGACUAGAAAACUAGCAUGGAAUGUGCUGCACAAUAUUCAUUCCUGCAAAGGCGUGACUGCCAGGCACUGUGGCAUCCAGCAGCAGGGAUAUUGGAAGAACUUUUGUCUAAAGAUUAGAAAUGUGUUAUUUUUAAAGAAGAUAAGACUGAUGUGAAUCUUAUUGAAUAAUGACAGAUACUGCUAUUAGGUGAUGCUUUUAUCUUCAUUAAUUCAUUUUAGUAAGCCCUUAUGCAUUUCUUAUAGUUAGCUGCCCCGAGGUAGUGUUAAGUAUGUCUUUGUCCGCCCUUACUUCCUCCACCUCCCUUCCUCUACCCUCUAUUUCUUGGGACUCUCUUAUUAAUGGAAUUUCUCUGGUUAUAGAGAAAAAAUGAUAAUAAAAAACUAAACCUCAUUUAUACUAAGGUCCUAUGGACCUAAAGCAUUAUUCUUCCCAGGGAUACCUAGAUUUUAUGAGAGGAGAACAGAAAAUAGACGUGGGAUGGGAGGAGAGAGAAUAUUUUGGACAAGAUUUGUAUAAGCCUCAAAUUAUAUUGCAAUUCUCCAGCCCCGUUAUUCCUAGGAAAAUUGACCAUUAAAGCAAUACUCACUGACCUACUAGUUCUCAUUUUGGUCAGCUGAGUGCCUUUAGGAUAUUUAGUCCUUGUGCUCUUUUGGAAGCAGCCAAAGCAACAGUAUUUCCUCUUGACAGCUUCAAUUGGAACUGAGUUAUUAGAUCAUUCACCUUAGUCCUGUAUUUUUUGAAGGACACCUGAUGAACAUAACACCACUUAUAAUGAACAUCCUUCAUACUUAUACUGUAGGGUAUGUGAAUAGGAGGUGAAUUUCCACAUAUCAAGGAAAGCUCCCGCAAAGAGUUCAAAAAAGUGAAAAAACAAACAAACAAACAAACAAACAAAACAACCCCAUGUAAUCUGUUAGAGCAAGGAAAGCAUUUUUGGCCUCAUCCAUGAAGAACCUUUGAUCUGUUGUGAUCUUCUUGAUAGUAAGGAGUUUGCAGCUAAAAUGAGUUUGAUGUGUACGGGGACGGGGGAGUAAAGGAAGAUUAAUGAAGUUUUCUCUUUAACCCUGAGCCAGAGACUAUAUGCCAAGGGGAAAAGCAGGAAGUAUGCACUGAUCCAUCUGAAGAAGUCAAAUAAUAUCAAAUGGACUAAAUGUUAUGGAUCAUUAAAAUGUCAGUGGUUGAAUGAUGCUUUUUCAAAGGCAAUCGGAAAUCUUUCUUGUUACUUAAGCAUACGCAAUAGCUGCAGCAGCAGCCCUAGAAUGUGAGCCCAGGGCUUCAGAUCUAAGUUAGUCCAAAAGCUAAAUGAUUUAAAGUCAAAUGUAAAUGUUAGGAACAAGCACUCUGUAAUACAUUAAAUCAGCCCAAGCAAUUAGGAAAUGUUUCUGAAACAUUAAACCUGUAUUUAUAUCACUAAAAUUCUAACAUAAAUUUUAAAAAUGUGUCUCAUACAUAUGCUGUACUAGGCUUCAUAAUACAUUUCUAAAUUUGUGUAUGAUUUGAAUAUAUGAAAGAAUUUAUACAAGAGUGUUAUUUAAAAUUAUUAAAAAAUAAAUGUAUAUAAUUUGUACCU